AUGGGUGCAGCCAGCUCCAGACCCGCUCGCCAUAAAACAGCCAAGUUAUUGAUUCUGGGCCGGCAGUUCUCUGGGAAAUCCACCCUGAUCAAUUACCUAAAAACCAACUCGUUUACUGUUGUCAAUCCCACAAUCAACUUCACUGCAGAGAAAUACAAUAGAUAUGAAGUUAUAGACGUGGGUGGCUCGGCUGAGAUGAUGCAGCUGUGGAGUGAGCACUACUCAGGCACGCAAACGUGCCUCUUUGUGGUCGACGGGACAAGCCCGCUCGAUCAAGCGCGGGAUCUGAUAAAGGACAUAUUGGGGCACACGGACAUGCGUGCUUCCCGUUUUGCAGUGGUAGUAACGAAAAUAGACCAGCCUGGGGUGUCGCAAAAGGCCGAUUAUUACAGGACCACUUUACAACUGGACAAAGACCGCGUCCAAGAGGUUUUUAUGUUUUGUGGGCUGGACGGCCAAGGCUGUGACAAAAUUGCGCAGUGGCUCGAUGUGCCAAAGCAGCCUUGA
Giardia duodenalis is the source of this 507-nucleotide messenger RNA. RefSeq names its product ADP-ribosylation factor. Gene Ontology annotation, biological process: intracellular protein transport; vesicle-mediated transport. Gene Ontology annotation, molecular function: GTPase activity; GTP binding. The record is from RefSeq and is a predicted model, not a curated record. Bases 1 to 507 code for a protein of 168 amino acids. Lineage: Eukaryota; Fornicata; Diplomonadida; Hexamitidae. The transcript has a single exon. Gene Ontology annotation, cellular component: cytoplasm.